GAUCUUAUAAAACAAGUGAUUAAAAAAGCCAUUCCAAUUUUUGAACAAAUGCACCCUAGUAAAACCAUACUUUUUAUGUUUGAUAACAGCUGCUCUCAUAAUGCAUAUGCUAAUAAUGCCUUAGUUAUUUCACAAAUGAAUUUAAAAGAUAGAGGCAAGCAAUCUCUAUUUAGAGAUAGAAAAAUACCUGAUGACUCUGUUUAUAUAAUGACAUUUGUAGAUAAAAAUAGUAUAAAAAAACCAAAAAGGAAUUCAACAUAUUUUUGA
This is a messenger RNA of Cetraspora pellucida, 267 nucleotides long. NCBI's taxonomy places the organism in Eukaryota, Fungi, Glomeromycota, Glomeromycetes, Diversisporales, Gigasporaceae. The record is from the annotation of a GenBank genome assembly.